Effrenium voratum is the source of this 1599-nucleotide messenger RNA. Lineage: Eukaryota; Dinophyceae; Suessiales; Symbiodiniaceae. The record is from the annotation of a GenBank genome assembly.
AUGAUUGCGCCUCGCCAGGAGACCUUUUCGAUACUUCAGCGUCGUCGCAUGAGCCUUGGCAAGGGCGCGGGUCGGAGUGAGCUGCGCGUGGGCGAGCGGCUGCAAGGUGUGGUGUCCCAUGUCACCAACACGCUGGUCCUGGUGGAUGUUGGCCUCGAAAAGGAGGGCUUGGUGCCUCUGUCCAAGAUGGCCGCCGGGCUCGGCAUAGAGCAGGUGGCGGUGGGUGACGAGGUGAAGGUCUGGGUGAGCCAGUUGACGGCCACGGAGGACCUGCGUCGGGGGCAGGUGGUGCUGGCCAUGGACGAGGCCCGGAUCUUCGGGCCCGGGAGCUUCGAGGAGGCGGACCUGGAGGACUUCCGGAACGUGAGCAGCGAGGAGUGGCUGGUGGGCACGGUGGUGGCGAAGCCGAGCUUCGGGCUGCUGGUGGCGCUGCCCUCCCCAAGAGCGAUGGAGCGGCACUGCACGGGGCUGGUCUACAAGAGCCAGGUGCUGGGCAAUCAAGCGGUGGGUGACCAGGUCCGUGUGCGUGUGCUCAACGUGAACGUGGAGAAGAAGAAGCUGGCGCUGUCCAUGAAGGCUGGCUCCCCACGCAGUGUUGCCGCGCGCCUGGCCCCAUUCCGGAGCUUGUCGGAGCCUCUCAUGGGCCGGGUGCUGCGACUCUGCCGGCUGGGGGUGUUGGUGGCGGUGCCGCACCCUGAAACCGGCACCACGGUGGGUUUGCUGCCCAAGGCCACGCGGCGGCCGCGCUCGGUGGAGGAGCUGACGCUUGGGGAGGAGCUGGAAGGCAUAGUGGUGCGAACCACCCAGAACAUGACACUCGUGGAUGUGGGUGUGAAGCAGAGGGGCUUGCUGCCCCCGUCCAAAGCUGCUGAGGGUCAUGCGCAGGUGGGGGACCGCGUGCAGGUCUGGGUCAGCGAGGUGCGGAGCUCGAAGCGGAAGCGCAGGACCUUGAUCCUAGCUGCGGACCCCAACAAGGUCUUCAAGCCGGAGUCGCUGGGCCCGCCCGCCGACCUCAAGGACUUCGAGGUGGGCGCAUGGUACGUGGGCCGCGUGCUGCGGGUUCCCUUCGGCCUGGGCGCUUUCGUGGCGGUGGAGGACGGCUCCGGGGGAGUGGCAGAGGGCCUGGCGCGGAGCGCGGAGUGCGGGGAGCUGGCAGUAGGCGAGGAGGUGCGCGUACGGGUCCUCUCCGUAGAUCCUGCAAAGGGCUGGAUGUAUCUGUCCACCCGGCCGGCGCACUUGUCGCGUGAAGAACAGCUGGCCUUGCUGGAGAACUGUACGGAGGUGUUGGACGGCCGGGUUCUUUCAGUGGAGGAGCAGGGCUCCUGGGUGGAGGUGGUGCACCCCGCGGCCACUGUGGCAGGCUUCCUGCCGAACAAGAAGGUGGAGGUGAACCAGCGCGUCAAGGUGCAGAUCCAGGACCUGGACGCGGCCAGGGGCAAGCUGCGGCUGCGGCUCUGGAAGGGCGGGGGCCAGGACUUCAAGGCGCUCCUCGCGGACGAGCUGGGCGAUGACGCCCUGGAUAUGCUUGCAGAAGGAGAGGAUGUGCGGGUUUGGGCAGAGGUCACGGACCGAGGCCUGGACCUCUCCAUCGCCGGGUGA